AUGUGUGUUUUGAUUGACAUUUCUAGUGGCUUUGGGUAUUGCGGUGUCACCUCUGAGUUCUGCGGUAAAGGCUGCGAGCCUAAUUCGAAGGGUGGAGGUUGUGGCCAACCGGACCGCGCAACUUGCUCAGAAAAUACAGACGCCAUGUCCUAUGACCGACGCAUUGGAUACUAUGAGUUAUUCAACAUUGGCAAAGGAUGCAAUGUGAUUGAGCCAGAGUCUCUUGUGAUCGAACCGUUCUCUCAUAUCAAUCUCGCUUUCGUGAAUUUUGGAGCCGACUAUACUCUCAUCAAUGAGUAUGGACAGCUUGUUGAUAGAAUGUCGUUCCUCAAAUUUUCCAAUCCGGGUCUCCGCGUGAAUAUCGCGGUAGGAGGGUGGACAUUCAGUGACCCGCCAAAUCAAGGGCUUUGGAGCGACAUGGUGAGCUCUCACGGAAACCGACAGGCUUUUAUUAGCUCUGUAGUCGGUUAUCUACAAAAUUACCACCUAGACGGCGUUGACCUUGACUGGGAAUAUCCGUCUGCAACAGACCGUGGAGGUCAGGCCGAUGAUGCAGCCAACUAUGUUACUCUGGUGGCAGAAAUGCGCGAGGCCUAUUGGUACCUUCGUGGUUUUGAUGUGGAAGGAAUGCAAAAAUAUGUGGAUUAUUUCAAUCUCAUGAGUUAUGACCUGCACGGUAUGUGGGACCGGAACAGCAAAUGGACUGGUCCGUACCUCGAAGGGCAUACAGAUAUCUCUCAAAUCGAGCUCGGUAUGGACCUGCUCUGGCGAAACAACAUCGAUCCAGCCAACGUCGUCUUUGGAUUUGCAUUCUACGGUCGCUCAUUCACCAUGGAGGAUGUGGAUUGCUCGAAACCAAAUGGAAAAUGCCAAUUCAGCACUGGGGGUGCACCUGGAACAUGCACUGACACUGCGGGAAUCUUGUCCUACGCAGAAAUCAGCUCUCGGAACAACUCGUUAGAUGUGCACACAGAGUAUGACCCUGAAACGACAGUGAAAUACAAUGUGUAUCAGGGCUCACAGUGGAUAUCAUAUGACGAUGCACAGUCCUUUAACGACAAGAAGAAAUUCAUUUCAAAGCGUUGUCUAAGUGGUUGGAUGAUUUGGGCAAUUGAUCAGGACGAUGGCGAAUUCAAUGCUCUGUCAGGUCUGAUCGGACAGGAUCUGUCGACAUUACAAAUGAAGGGAAAUGGCGACGGUCGCUCCAAAAAGGUCCUUGCUGACACUUUUGCCGCCUAUACCGGGCAAAAUUGCUUUGUGACAGAUCGCUGUACCAAUGGCGAGCAGAAGUUUUCGGAUCAAAUCUGCCCUUCAGGCUACCUUUCGGUAGAGACGGCGCAUAACCCUUACCAGGCUGGUGGCAAGAGUCUCCAUGGCGACUGCGAUGAGGGCUGGUUCCGACAUAUCUGCUGCCCGAAAGAUGCCAUGCCCAAGAAUUGCGAAUGGAACGGAGCUCCAGAGCGCAGCGAGUUCGGAUGCGCUGGAAAGUGCGGCAGCACCCAGUUCAAACUCAAUCAAGAUACGGCGCUUGACGCAAAAGGUGAAGGCCAGUGUUUUACAGGUGCUCGUUUCCUUUGCUGUGAUUCUGCUGCCAUGUUCCAGAGGUGCAGCUGGACCGACUGCCAGGGGCCUUUGGUCGAAUCCGACCCGACUAAAUGCCCUACGGGUGAUGAAUUCUAUACUUAUCGCUUUGAUAAGCCAAGUGGCAAACCCUGGUGCUCAGACACAUAUGUAUCGCCUACCAAUGGCCAAGUAGGUAGUCCGCAUAAGGAGGCAUUUAAGAGUGGAUUAUGCUGCUCAGAAGAUCAGCCCUUCAAAAACUGUCAAUGGACUAACAUCUACACUAACGGGGAUCCAUUGGGUGAAACCUGUAAGCCACGACCAUGCUCACCAGGCAGAGUGAAGAUCGCCAGUGCAAUUGAACCCAGGGCUGCUCCCAAAAGCCAGGGCCCUGGGAACCUUGAUUCAUGCGAGACCCAUGUCCCCGAUGAUGGCAUGAACCCAGAGUGGUCAUAUUGUUGCGAUCCUCCAACCAAGUACAACAAGAACUGGCCCGUUAAUCCCAAAUAUCUUUGGGAGAAAUACUACAACGACCCUGACAGCUCGGACGUGGCUUGGAAAUACAGCGAUGAAUACGCAAAUAACGAUGAAGAUGACGAACGAUCUACUGAGGAAGAUGGCACUGAUGCGUAUGGUUUUGUCAUGCUGGAUGGUCCUGAGGGAUCGCUUGACAACGACUUCUCAACCACCCAGACCGUCGUUCGACGCUCAAUCAAAGCUCCCCUGAGGAAGCGAUCUGUUCUGACCAACAAUCAGACGGCGAUGGAUAGGGUCUUCGAUCAUGCUGAGGAGACAUUUCACGUCUACUGCAAUUAUCCUGCUGGAUCAAAGCAGUGCGAGCGCGUUUUUAUCGACGGUGCAGAGGACACAAUUAUCUCACUCCCUCCUCAUGUUGGCGAAGGUCCAUUUGCACGCAUUGUGUCGAUGAAGCUGGCAGACGGCUAUCAGCUGCCAGAUCACCACCUCCAUCACCGUUCUUUGGAAAAUAUCAACAAUCCAGUGUAUAAGGUGAAGAUUGAUUAUAAUUUUCAAGAUAUCAAGCUUAAGCGUGACGAUGAUGCAGUACAAAUACGUGUUGAUUAUACUAACCUGCUGGGCUACUGGGAUGAGAUGACGGGCUCUCCAGCUCGUCGGAGGAAGCGUGGCGUGAAUGAAGAACCCUACAGUCAAGAUGAAUGGCGUGCAAAGGUUCGACGAGCAGCUUCUCAAGACAAAAAGCUUCGGAAACGUGAAGAGCCCGUGAAAGUGAGAACACCAUUUGAUGUCAGCGGCUCCCAUCUUCAGAAGCGUUGGUUCGGAGCUUUCGGGGAGUGGUUAAGGAAAUUAACCACUGUCACGGAGAGUAGUGUUGGUGUGAUUGAGUUAGGCCUGAGCAAAACGAUCAAUUUAUUCUAUGCCAAAUGGGGAUGUCCUGGGGAGACCUUCUAUGGUGAACUCAAGAUGGAUCUAGAAGCAGAAUUAAGCAUGGACGCAAAAUAUGCAUAUUAUCUGUCAGCAACUUUCAUCCCUCCAAGCAAGCCGGAAACAUUUGCCUACUUUGGAAUGGAGCCUGAAGCAUACAUUGGUCUGCAUAUCGAAGGAAGGGCUCAGGCACAGACUCAAACCAAGCGAAAAAAGAUCAUCGAUACGCUCACCUACCCCGGAUUGGCCGUCAAGGGAAUUGCAGCUGUCGGUCCUACCUUAGAUGUCUAUGGCCAGAUCCGUGGAAAAGUCACACUGUAUGGCUCACUUGAAGCGGGAGCUAGAAUGUCCUUUGGAAAGGCCGAGGUAUUCUGGCCCCAGGAUGAUGAGGUUCAAGAGAAGUACACAAACCUUCUCGGCCUGGAAAGUAAAACGGAUUCACCAGCUCCUGGUGAGAUUGAGCCUAUUUUCCACGCUGGUGUGGCUGUCGAUGCACAGAUCGAUGUUAUUAUCACCCCACAAGCCAACAUUGGUAUUAAAAUUGGCGGUGGUAAACUCGUGGCUGGCAAGACUUUGAUGGACGCACAGCUCAGUGGCUAUGUCAAUAGUGACCUCUCGUUCCAAGCUCACGGAGACUAUGACUCCUCGGACAAUUCCUUCCACUACCGAUUUGGCGCCUAUCUAUACUAUAAUAUCGGAUACAAGGCAAAGGCAAAGAUUCUCAGUUUCAUUGACUGGGCAACGGGAGAUCGCACAGCCUACUCGCCCGACAAGAUGCUUAAACUUUACGAGAAGAAGGGCACGAUUCCGAUGUCAGAGUCGGACGCUAAAAAGAGAGAUGCGUCGAUUGACGCAGAUGUCGAGAAUUCAUAUGACACAGAAUUAUUCGCCAACAGCACGCAUUACGUUAUGAGUCCAGCUGCAGAUCUCUUCCGCCGAGCUGACGUUACGGGCAUGGAUCCUAAAACUCCCCAAUUCUCUAACAAUGGCAAAUGCCCGCCCGGUGCCACGGGUUUCAGGGUGCCAGAAUUAAAAUUCAAUUGCGCAUUUCUAAAGACAUACCAGGUGUCUAACCAGGUCAAAGAUGCUAGUGGUAAUCUUGUGACAGUCACAGACGACGUCCCUGGUCUAUGUGACGAUAUUGUCAAACUUCAGCCAUUGAUUACACAAUUCACUUUCUCUCAGGAUGGCGUGUCUGGCAGGCGCUUGAGUGUUUGUCCAAAAAGCUCAUGUGCACCGAAAAGUAAAGAGCUCAGCGCGAAAUUGGGCACAUCACUGUUACUUCAGUGUGAUGAGUUUCCCUGGGGAUCCAGCGAGCAGGGAGGCACAUAUCUACCUUCGAAUCAGCGUCGCACUAAAUGUGUGCCUAAUUUCCAAAAUAACUGGCAUGGAAAAUGCGUUCAAUUGAUCGGCCAACUGACAUCCAACUGGAAACAAUUGAACUCCGCGAUGCGGGUGGAUGACGACGUGGAUUCACACUGGGUCUCCUGGCAAAACAAAAGGGAGUGGACCAAAGACGGUGACUAUGGACCUGGAGGCGUAUUCAAGCAGAAGCUCGUCGUGUAUGGCGAUAAAAUGCCACCACCAGACGGCGCUGAUCAGUUGGGGAAUGAUAAGCUAUCCUGGGCUUAUAAACGAGACUAUGAAGCAACCUGGGCUCAGCCUCAAAUCUCCAUGACGUCGGCAGAUUGGUGGGAUGCGGGUAAACCCGAAUUUGUGAACCAAGGAUACAAGGGGCCUCUAGACAUGGACUCAAUUCUUUGCGCAGUCAACCAUUUCAAUCAGGAUGAUGCGUAUAAAUUGCCGGGCGUUGAAGUCAGCAGCGACGGAACAGUAAAGACAAAUCAGCCGUACAACGCUCUUUGUAAGCGUGACAAUGGUCCUGGCAUGAAUCCAUCCGGCUGGCAGAUGCGCUUCAAUAUGGGCAGGUGUUUGGUUCGUUUUGCAAACACUGCGAGCAGCGGCAGCUCGAGCGGGGCCUCUAAAAGGGACACUGACAAUUGGGGUGGAUGGCAGGUUGAAAGCAUUGAAUAUGUGGAUGACAUGGAUGAGGACUCGGAUGAUUUCUUGUGA
This is a messenger RNA of Penicillium manginii, 5034 nucleotides long. RefSeq lists its product as uncharacterized. Gene Ontology annotation, biological process: carbohydrate metabolic process. NCBI's taxonomy places the organism in Eukaryota, Fungi, Ascomycota, Eurotiomycetes, Eurotiales, Aspergillaceae. The coding region runs from base 1 to 5034 and encodes 1677 amino acids. The transcript is spliced from 12 exons. The record is from RefSeq and is a predicted model, not a curated record. Gene Ontology annotation, molecular function: hydrolase activity, hydrolyzing O-glycosyl compounds; chitin binding.